AGCAAUGGCGUUUUCAUUCAACAGAGAGCUCCGGAUCUCAGUCACCAUUGUCACUUUUUUCUUCCUCUUAGUUUCCUUUCCAGGGAACACUUAUAGUGAAGAAGACGAUUCAGAGGUAGGAGGUGAAGGUGGAGGAAUUGGAGGUGGCGGCACAGGAUUUGGCGGUGGUGGGACUGGUGUGGGAGGCGGAGGGACAGGUUUUGGCGGAGGAGGAUUGGGUGCUGGUGGCAGUGGUGGAGGAGGAGCAGGAGGAUUAGGCAGUGGUGGGACUGGUGUGGGAGGCGGAGGAGGAUUGGGUGCUGGUGGCAGUGGUGGAGGAGGAGCAGGAGGAUUAGGCGGUGGUGGGACUGGUGUGGGAGGCGGAGGGACAGGUGGUGGUACUGGAUUUAACGGCGGAGGGACAGGUUUUGGGCCUUUUGGCGGAGGAGGGUUGGGUACUGGUGGAGGCGGAGCAGGAGGAUUAGGUGGGGGUGGGGGUAAUGGAGGUUUCGGAGGAGGAGGAUUAGGCGGCGGGGGAUUAGGUGGGGAAGAUCCACCGGAGAUAGUUGCCAAAGCUUUGGAAUGCUUAAAUGAGAAACACAUAUACAGAGAGUGUGAUGAAUCAUGGAGGCUAACGUUAAACGGAGACCUAAAUAUUCCGCUGGGGAGGACAGAAGAGUUCUGUGAAGGACCAUGCUUCUCAGAAACACAUUUGGCUUUGAAUUGCAUUGAAGAAAUUAUUCACCACUACAGAUUCUUUAACAGAGCCACCAUUCACGACAUCCGUGAAACCCUCAAGUCUGGCUGCAGCUACGGACCUGAACGAGGUGUUUUCAACGUCUUGGAGCAUAUUGAAGAUGAAGAAGAAAAUGCAAGUGAGAAGAUAAAGUCAAGAUUUGGGCCGUUGCUAUUCAUUAUUGCCUUGCUUCUCUAAGACCUCUCUUAAUUUUUAAUCUUAGCCAUUAUCUGAUAUACAUAUAUGUUGCUUAUCUAGUUAAUACAAUAAAUAUAAACCGAACUAUUUGAAUACUUUUUAUGGUGGAAUCUUUUCACUUCCAUUAUAUUCAGAGGCUCAUGUGUUCUUCAAAAGAAGAGCCAAACCGAUGAGAAACUGAGGUCAGAUUGGAAGUUUUUUCUGACGUUGCUUCAUCGUUUACAUAUCAAUAGAUGGGGAAGCUUUUAUUUGUUGGUGAUCAAAUCUGUCUUCAAAGACAAAGAGGAGACUUUUACAUUCAAUAUUGAGUUCAC
Molecule: messenger RNA, 1227 nt
Organism: Arabidopsis thaliana (thale cress)
Lineage: Eukaryota; Viridiplantae; Streptophyta; Magnoliopsida; Brassicales; Brassicaceae
Product: Glycine-rich protein family
Exons: 4
Coding region: 5-913 (302 amino acids)
Source: RefSeq, marked reviewed